Trypanosoma theileri is the source of this 3243-nucleotide messenger RNA. RefSeq lists its product as uncharacterized. NCBI's taxonomy places the organism in Eukaryota, Euglenozoa, Kinetoplastea, Trypanosomatida, Trypanosomatidae. The record is from RefSeq and is a predicted model, not a curated record. Gene Ontology annotation, molecular function: protein binding. The transcript has a single exon. Gene Ontology annotation, cellular component: U4/U6 x U5 tri-snRNP complex; catalytic step 2 spliceosome. Gene Ontology annotation, biological process: spliceosomal tri-snRNP complex assembly; mRNA splicing, via spliceosome. The coding region runs from base 1 to 3243 and encodes 1080 amino acids.
AUGAGUACGGCUCCUCCAUUAAUAGCGAAGAAAGACAAGUAUGAACAGUUACUCGCCAAGUACGACUGGCGAUCGCCCUUCCCUCCACAGGGAUAUCAAUACGGCAUUGGACGCGGCGCUAAAGGAUUCUCCACAUCGGCAGAGUUGAGUUCCGCCUCCGGUGCGGCCGCACAGUUUAUGCUGCCCACAGCUGAUAAGAAUAACUUACUGGAUGCAUUAGAUCAAAUGGAGGAGAAUAGACAUAAACGUCGAAAAGAAGAUGCGAAGAGAAGUCGAAAUACAGCCACUGCUUCUUCUCCCUCUUCUUCUUCUUUAAAUGUUACGGUUGGUGGAGAGAAGAAACGAGCCAAGGUAUUACUAUCUAUGGAAGAUAUUGCCACUAUUGGGAGUGGAAUUACUGGACACGCAUUAGUGAAGCGAAAUGCCCGCACGGACGAUAUGGACGUUGUGGAUAAUUAUGAAUUCUCUGAUGAAACUGCCGUCGUUACCGCCAGUGAUCUUUUACGCAGUCGCACUGUAACGACCGAUCAAACAUUAGAGAAUAUUCUCGGAAUGGGUUCACCAACGGAGCAAACGACAUGGAUUACACAUUCCCGAGCUUUACGGGAAAUGGGAAUGAUUAAAAAAGCACAACAAACACUUAUGGAAGGUUGUCGAAUGACGGGAAGUAAAGGUCCACUUAUUUGGAAAGAACGAUUGGAACACAUGCAAGACCCAACAGCCCAACGCAAAUUAUUAGAAGAGGCUGUAAAGAUAUGUUGUGGAUGUGAAGAGUUGUGGAUAUUAUUAUUAGAACAUGAACCCCCGCAUGAACAUUUACAUUGGUUACAACAAGCCGUGAUGGCAUGUCCUGCGAGUGAGAGUUUGUGGUUGCGAGUGCUUGAACACAUUCCAACACCGCGAGAUCAGAAGAAAAUUAUUCGUAAAGCACUUGAAGUCACUCCACAACUUCCAUCACUUUGGGCUAUGUUGGCACGGUUAGAAGAUUAUGAAACGGGAAAAGCUAUAUUUAAUGCCGCUGCUGCAGAACAUCUUUCACUUCAAAUUAUUAUUGAGGCCGCAAAGUUUGAAGAAUUUCACCUGAAAACACAAUGGAAAGAUGAGAAGGAGUAUUUACAUUCAUUAGAGAAUGAUAGAAUUAAUUCAUUUGUACGUCAAGCAGCAGAGCGUUUUCUUAAGAUGGAUGAAGAAAAAUCUCGUAAGGAUUGGCUUCAAGUAGCCCGUACGGCUGCUGGAGAUCGAUAUGUGAUAACAUCUGCAUAUAUGUAUUUAAAUUUUCUAUCGGAUAAAAACUCCACAAAACUUUCUGUGCCGACAACAUGGAUGGAAGAUUUAAUAGCCUUAAUGCCAGAUACUUGGUAUACACAUGAUGUGUUGUGUGCCAUUUGGGCCGCGAUGCUUCUUAUUUACGAAAUCCAUGGAAUCUCUGAACAAGAUACUAAAAAUAAAAACAAGACUAAUACUAUGAAUAGUAAUCAUACUAAUAAUAUUAAUAAUACGACUCUGACGGAAAGAGAGAUGGAAGUCAUGACGACAUCUAUUCAAUUAGCUCCAUCCUCUGCAAUUGAAGCGGCACUCUUAGCAUUAACAAAGUAUCAAUCUUCUCAUACUGUACAGACUACAAAUACCAAUAAAACAAUAAUAAUGGAAGAAGAAGAGGAAGAAGAAGAACUGGAUAGACCCGUACCAACAGAUGCUGCUGUAUCUAUUACAAAUGUGAACACAACCUCUGCCACGGCGGCAUCUAAAAGUCUUCCAGAGCCACUGGUGUGUGUAUUCCUUCGCACACUACUGCAAACACCACUUCUCAGUACAGUGGAGGUCAUUCUUCGUAUUGCCAAAGUAUUGUACGAACGGAAAUAUUUCAACGGUGCCUCUCAAAUUCUGCAACUGGGAAUAUUACGAUAUCCACUACACACUGCUCUCUAUGCGGCGGCGGCGAAAACACUAAUGGCGAUGGGAUGUGAAACAGAGGCGGAGCAGAUUCUUCUGCGGGGAACGGAAAUUACACCAGCGGAUUCGGAUAUUGCAUGGGUAAAGCUUGCUGUUCAUAGACGAAGUAAACAUGAAGAUAUUAUCCCAUUACUUGAAAAGGCUAUUUCUAUAUUUCCAACAUCAGAAAGGUUAUGGUUAAUGCGAUUAGAGGCAGAAGGAAUGCGGGUAAAGGCGGCAUUAGAGGAUGCAUCUAUGCGGGGUAUGAGCACCGCCCCACUCAUUGCGGAAUUACGUCAAGUGUAUACAAGGGCACUUACCACCGCACACUGUCGGUUUAUACCAACUGUAUGGUGUUAUGCCGCCGUGAGGUUAGAAUCAAAUCUGUUAAGUAAUGCCAGUGCAGCUAGGGCGUUACUUCUAGAUGGAGUCGUUGUAUGUACACAACAACCACAUCCACAAUCAUUAUCACAACUAUCACAAGCAUCCCAACAGAAACGACAAUAUCUUUACAGUCAUGCGGAAGUGUAUGCUGCGUUUGGACUUGCGAGGUCUCAUGUGGAGUUAAGACACGCGGGACGUCAAACGGCACUUGAGGUGGUGAAGGAAACAUUACAACAACUUCCCAAGAAAGAUGGAUGUUUCACUGUUCCCGUUGGGGAGUUGGCGUCUCUCUCUAUUGACUUGGAGGCCCCGGCCGCACGUGGACGCGCGGCUGCACAGGCGGUCCAACAUUGGCGAUUGCGAGAUCCACUCGUGUUGGCUUCAGUAGCGAAGGUCUAUCACGCUGCGGGGCGACACCAGAAGGCAUUGGAACAAGUGUUGAAGGCUGUGAAGAUGAGUGAUGGUCGUUGUGGAGAUGUUGUGGCCUUGUGGUUGAAGUUGGCGGGUUUAUCAUCAUAUAAACAAGUGUUGUUGGAGAUGAUGGGCCUUACAGAGGAGGCGGAAUGGGCAAACACAGAGAGAUGUUUGGAAAUGGGUGUGUUGUUGUCGUGGUUAAGUGAACAGGUGGAGGAGUCAUCAUGCGGUGGAAAUGAUGGUAAGAAUAAUAGUAUGAAGAAGAAUAACAUCAAUGGUAAGAAAGACAACCGCACAUCAACAACAACAACAACAACAACAACAACAACAACAAGAAGAAUAGGAACAGGAAGUACUACUACUAGUACUAGUACUAGUACUAUAAAGCCCAACAGUGGACCAUUGUGGAUAGAAGUGGCGAAAGCACAGGAUCCGAGCAAUGUAACUCUGCUUGGAUACAGAGACUCCAUAGAGUCUAUGCUGCAGAAGGUGAUGGAUCUUAUUGAACUGUGA